UGACAAAAAGAGAAAAAAAUGUCAAGGAAAAGAGUUUAUAUGUGAAAUAAUAAAAAUGAAAAAGCAAAAAAUAAAAAAUAAAAACUAGUAGAUGAAAUUCCUCUGAAAGAACCACAGUAGCAGCAGCUUUAAAGGGACAGAGGGAAACAAGAAACGAAAUUUCUCUUUUCUCUGUAAAUUUCUAGUUUUUAAGAUUCGAUCCCAGCUAUUCUUUUUCUUUUCUUUUUUUUUUUUGUCUCUCUGUUAAUCAACAAUGAGCGAUCAAUUAGAGGAAUCGCCUCUCAUGGCUCCCCCACCGAUAACCGAGCCCAGCGAGAUCGACCUCGAGGCCGGCCCUGCCGAUCAAAUUCAGUGUCGAAUUUGCCUUGAAACCGACGGUAGAGAUUUUAUUGCUCCUUGCAAGUGCAAAGGAACCUCAAAAUAUGUACACCGCGAAUGCUUAGAUCAUUGGCGAGCUGUAAAGGAAGGGUUUGCAUUUGCUCAUUGCACAACCUGUAAAGCUCCUUAUCAUUUGAGAGUUCAUGUUGCAGCUGAUAGGAAAUGGCGAACCUUGAAAUUCCGAUUUUUUGUGACUAGAGACAUUUUAUCCAUAUUUCUGGCUGUUCAACUGGUCAUUGCUUCACUGGCAUAUUUGGUGUAUUUAAUUGAUGGGUACCAGCAGUCAUGGCUCCGUCUUACAUGGGGUUUUGAUAGUGAGCUUAGUUUCUAUUACAUAUGUGGAGCAUUACUAUUUUUUGCUUUGCUGGGGCUAUCUGGGUGCUUUAUUACAUGCUAUGAUCGAAGAGUGCGUAAUGAUUUGGCUCAGCCUUGUCGAGAAUUAUGUCUCUGUUGCUGUCAGCCGGGAAUGUGUGCAGACUGCCAUUUACCUGGCACUCUUUGUAUGUGGACUGACUGUACUGCUUGCUUUGAAAGCUGUGCCAGUGCUGCUACUGAAUGUGGUUGCCUAGGAGGUGCUGGUGAAGCAGGGCUGCCAUUAUUGUUCAUAAUGGCAUUGAUUGUGCUUGGACUAUUUACUGUGAUUGGCAUAUUUUACAGUGUUUUGGUGGCUACAAUGGUUGGACAAAGGAUUUGGCAGCGACACUAUCAUAUACUUGCUAAAAGAAUGCUAACAAAAGAAUAUGUGGUUGAGGAUGUCGAUGGUGAAAUGACUGGAUCUGACUGGUCUCCUCCUUCUCUCCCACCUGAGCAUGUCCAGCAGCUGAAAACACUUGGCCUUUUGUGAAUUUAAUAUUAUAUUUUGUCAUUGACAAAAACAAGAUAAUGUAAAGAUGGAGUGGCUGCUUAAUUUGGUAGGUCAGUCUUCACUACAGGCUUAUGAAUCCACUUCUACAAAAACGAGUUUUAUGCAGUUAUCAAGCAACAAAAUUUAAGGUUGUCACUAUCAUUCAGUUGGAAGUCUGUGAAUGAUAAGAUGUGAGAAGGUCUUAAUUGUAUUUUUUUUGUUUUCCAUAUUCUUGCAAUGUUUAUCUUUAGUUUCAAUUCCAUGAGUAGGAAAAGUAAUAACUGACUAUGUAUUUCAAAGACAGUCCAUGCUAAUGGUUUCCUGCCAAAUGUUAGUAACCUUAUAGAGAUCUAUUCUUCUUUUCCUGA
This is a messenger RNA of Durio zibethinus, 1590 nucleotides long. RefSeq lists its product as uncharacterized. Lineage: Eukaryota; Viridiplantae; Streptophyta; Magnoliopsida; Malvales; Malvaceae. Gene Ontology annotation, molecular function: zinc ion binding. The record is from RefSeq and is a predicted model, not a curated record.